AGAAUAAAUUCGAAAGUAAAAAAAAAAAAAAAAAAAAAAAAAAAAAGCGACGAGUAAAUAAAAAGUCGAAUAUAUAAAACGAAGUUUAAAGAAUAUAAUAGCAGUUGUAUAUGUAUAUUUUGAUCGUUAAUCAAACCGGCGUGUAAAAAACUUGUGACAAUUUAUUUAUCCCAUUGACUUACCGAUCGUCAGAGACGUAAUUCGAACGUUUGUAUUAUAUCUGCAGCGAACGAUUUCCUCCGAACUUGAAAAGAUGAUGCAGACAGUCGUCGCGAUGAAGGACGCAAGGAUUCCAGAAGUAAAUGACACCCGGCCAGCUCGAGUCGCGGAAAAACGGAACUACGCAAUGGCUUCAAUCAAGAGAGAAGCCUUCAGAAUUUUGAACAUUAAGACCAUGUUUUGGACUUUGGCUUUCCUGCUUUCCUGCAUCCUGAGCAAUAACAAUGUCCAAGCUAAUCCGGAUCCAGGAGCUUUCUACCCCAACAGUUUGGCCAACGAUCCGGAAAACUUGCGCCUACUGCAAAUGCUGCAGCAGCUUUCCCAACGCGAGAGAGAAAUCGACGAACGAGCUCGUCAGAUAACCGAGGAAGAAAUCGCCAUCGAAGAAAUACUCGAAGCGAAGGCUGGAAUGGUAAUUCCUCCCGCGGCAUUCCCGAGGGACAUAUUUCCGGAUGAAGAAGUCGGGGAACCACUUCCGGUACCGAGUGCUCUAAAACGCCCUCUUCCGCAACGCUGGGAAAAACGUGGCAGUUAUAUGGCGCUGUGUCAUUUCAAGAUUUGCAACAUGGGUCGCAAACGGCAAUCGCUGUCGCAGAUACGUCCGAAAAUCCGAUCGCUCAGAUCGUGGGUCUCUCUUGGUCCAAGAACCAUCAGCACUUUACCUGCACAACGGCCUAUCUCCUAGAUUUAUAUAUAUAAAUAUAUAUAUAUAUAUAUAUAUAUAUAUAUACAUAUACAUACAAAUAUAUACCAAAUAUUAGAUAUUGUAGUGUAACUGAAACAGAAUCAUCCUUAUAGCAUGUAUAAGUGUAAUAAUUCUAUAUGAAAGCAACAAUAAAUUACGUA
Diprion similis is the source of this 1065-nucleotide messenger RNA. RefSeq lists its product as uncharacterized. Lineage: Eukaryota; Metazoa; Arthropoda; Insecta; Hymenoptera; Diprionidae. The transcript has 7 exons. Bases 254 to 904 code for a protein of 216 amino acids. The record is from RefSeq and is a predicted model, not a curated record.